GAGCAAUAUAUACUACUAUUAAGGAAAGACUUCUUGCUUAGGUCUUUCCUUACUCAUAUUUCUAUUCAAUAAGAAAACACACUCAUAUUUCUAUUCAAUAAGAAAACACACAUUAACAAAAAAAAAAUAUUCCUUUUCUCAUUGCCCCACAUUUAAAAUUCCUUUUUCUCCUUGUCCCCUUCUUUCACCAUUCCCCCUAUACCAUUAUAAAUAAACCAAACACACCCUAAAACAACCAUAAAAAUAUCUCCCUUCUUCCAUUUUCAUUUUUUUUCAUAAACUCUUUUAUUUACAAAUACUAAAAAAAAUGGGAACAACUUCAGAAUCAAAUAUCAAGAUCAUAAUUGAGAAAAAUCCCUCCGAAGCUCGUUUAUCUGAACUCGGCAUUAAAUCCUGGCCUAAAUGGGGUUGUCCACCAGGAAAAAUAACAUUGAAAUAUGAUGCAACGGAAACAUGUUAUUUUGUGAGAGGAAAAGUAAAGGCAUACCCUAAAAAAGGGUCAACAAAUGAUAAUGAAGGAGUAGAAUUUGGGGCAGGAGAUAUUGUGAUUUUUCCCAAAGGUCUUAGUUGCAUUUGGGAAGUUUCAGUUGCUGUUGAUAAAUUCUACAAGUUUGAUCCUCCUUCAUGCUAAUUAACAUACUUAGUUAAUUAAUUAAUUAAUCACCUUUUGAAUUUAUUAUUUUUAAAGUAUUUUUGUUUGGUUAUUAGGUUUUAAUUUUAGUAAGAUUCUCUCAAGUGUUCCAAGAAUCUAGGAAAUAUUGCACAAGUAAUAAGUCCAAAGUUUUUUGGAGGUUUAAUUUUCAGUUUGUACAAGUUUUGUAAUUUGGGUAGCAUUUAUAUGGAGUAUAAAUACAUGGGUUAAGCUCAGAAUUUUAUAUAAAUCAUAAAUUCAUAAUA
Messenger RNA from Chenopodium quinoa (quinoa), 897 nucleotides. RefSeq lists its product as uncharacterized. Lineage: Eukaryota; Viridiplantae; Streptophyta; Magnoliopsida; Caryophyllales; Amaranthaceae. The coding region runs from base 308 to 631 and encodes 107 amino acids. The transcript has 2 exons. The record is from RefSeq and is a predicted model, not a curated record.